Molecule: messenger RNA, 7060 nt
Organism: Mya arenaria
Lineage: Eukaryota; Metazoa; Mollusca; Bivalvia; Myida; Myidae
Product: glutamate receptor ionotropic, NMDA 2B-like
Exons: 17
Coding region: 1772-4825 (1017 amino acids)
Biological process (GO): synaptic transmission, glutamatergic; modulation of chemical synaptic transmission; monoatomic ion transport
Cellular component (GO): plasma membrane; postsynaptic membrane
Molecular function (GO): NMDA glutamate receptor activity; transmitter-gated monoatomic ion channel activity involved in regulation of postsynaptic membrane potential
Source: RefSeq, a predicted model, not a curated record
UGGGAGUUUGGCUACCACCCGAUAGUGGCAACAAGCUGCAACUGACAGGGAAGUCGGGAAACAGCAUUCAUUGGAUUUUUGGCGAUGCACAGACAUGCCAUAUAGAUAUAAGUUUUACGAUAUUUGGUUUUAACUGAGGUUUUAAGAUACACGGACGUGAAAUGUGUGCGAAGUUUCGCGGUAUUCGGAUGGAAAUAUUAUAUUUGUAGGGAUGCAUAAAAUUUAACGUGUGCUAUAUUGUGCUUAUACUUGGUUGUAAAUGAAAUACACUUGGAAAUGUACAGAUAUGAUGUAUACAAUAUUAUUAGAUACGUGGCAAUAUAAUAUGUAAUAGUUACAAUUGUUAGAAGUUUGAAAGUAAUUUUGGAGACAAAUUGGAAUGAUACUUAAAAAAAAUUGCGAGAUUUUGUGGUAAAUGAAUGACAAUUGGGGCCAGACAUGCAAUAAAUAUAUAUAUAUAACAUUUGCGAGAAUUGAUUGUAUAUGAAAGACGAAAAGUGUUAUUUAGGUCUGGAAUUCCGAAUCAUACAAGAGAAAGUACAAGAGAGAUUAUUUGGAUAUUCGUGAGUUUUAUGAAAAGGACUCACAACAAACCAGUCCGCGAAGCCAUUAACACUUUGGACUGGUUACCGCUACAGCUGUACAUCAGAAGAACACGUGGGUUUUCCCUCAUAAAGAGGCCGAAUACUGAGAGAGAGUGUGUAUAAGAACAAUGCUGAAAUGAAUGCAAAUUCAUAACUCGGAACAACAUUUACGACUGCUGGUUUGUUGGAAGAAAAACGUCAGUAGACGAAACGGAAGUCUGCCAAGUCAUGAAGUGUCGGUAAAGAUCUUUUAAGACAGGAAACAAGCACCCAGCAACAGUAUAUGGAAAAAACAAUGGAAAAUAAUAAGUAGUGAAAUAAAUAGCUGUUAAACUGUAUAGCCCAUUCAAGCUUUAAAUGAACAGGAAAUUGAAGAACCGGCUCGAAAUGUUAAUAUGAUCAAUUUUUCUGUGAGCAUAGUUUUAGUCUUGUAAGUAAAGCUCAAAGCUAUAAUCCAAACAUACAAUAUUGAGUGCCAAAACUUUGCAAAUUAGCUAGAUCAUUGUGAACUUGGAUCGUACGGUCAAGAAAAUUAGCCUCGGAACUAUCAUAAUAAACAAAAAGUAACAUAAGCACUUCACAUAAGAAAGGCAGCUGGGUCAUUGUGAAUUGCGAUCAUAUAGCGAAGGGAGAAACAUAUCGAAACCACCAUCGUAAACAAUCAGUAAGCUAAGCAUGUGCCCAUUGCGUCCAGAAGGUCUCAUGUGUAUAAUAUUUACAUAUCGCCAUGUGAAUAAGUGGUCAUAAAUCGAACAAAAUUAACACUGGGCAUACCUCAUAGGAAAGCGGGCAUGCACCAAUAAACUGGAUCCAGACCGUGUUUAUUAUACAUUUAGGAAUUAUAGAAAUGUUGAUAUUCAGAUACAGGGUAUACAUGAAAUAAAGAUCCAUUUUAGACGUAACGGAGUUUCAUUAAAACGGAAAUUCUGCUAUUGUGUUCAAUGUUUAGCAGACUGAGUUGAUUGACCAUGGGGUUAUCGAAGAUUAUAUAAAUCUUUUACUACUGUGAUAAAAGAGCUAUGAAGUAAGAGUUACAACAAAAUGUUAAUUGAUUGUUUAAUUUAGUUUACAUCAACAGAUGUGAAACACGUGUAACCGAUAAUCCUUUAACCGUUUUUAGGAAAUCGAAAAGCACUUAACUCAAGCGAGAAUAGAUCUACCAAAUCAGGAAAAAACUACUAGUGGCAAUGGCAGUUGCAAAUAUUUUAGGACAACAACUGACGUUGUUCACGCUAUUUUUCACCGCGAGAUGUCAGGAACACAUUACAAUUGUUGCUCCAGAGCGCCAGACCGUGGCCAAUGACAUUCAGUCUGCAAUAGAGGGUGGCGAACGCGCAACAAUGUAUUCUGUCACUGCCAGUGUCUUCUACAUCGACAAAAAUAACCCAACCCCGAACCAGACUAUUGAGGUCUUUUGUGAUAACGUAUUCAAGCAAAAUUCUAGCGUGAUAUUAAGUAUAAACUACGAAACAGAGACAUCAAGAGCCACUGAGUAUAUCACAAACAUUGCCAGUCGUCUAGGGUACCCGGUUAUAAGCUGGGAUCCAUUCUUCCAAGGAGCCCUUGAGGCCGACGACGACAAAAUGUUGCUACAACUAUCCCCGACCAUCUACCAUGAGUGUAAGGCGAUGGUUCUAAUCAUGGAACGAUACAACUGGACAGAAUUUACAAUUGUCACCAGUGAGGACAUGGGCCUGGACUUUAUUGACUGCAUGGAUCUCAUGGUUAAACGGACCAGCAUCGUUCAGGGUUACCUUUCUAAACCCAGAUAUACAAAGAUUGCUACUGUUAUUCUUCCGAAGCAGAGAGUUGCAUAUUUUGACGACUGGGAAAUUGCUGACACAAAGAAGAGCUUCCAGGAACUAAUUCGUGCAAAAAGCCGAAUAGUUCUACUUCACGCUAUAAAAGAGCAUGCUGCUAACAUAAUUGACGUUGCCAAAGAUAUGGGUCUCGUGGACCAGCAAUAUGCUUGGGUGUUGACUUCCACCUCAGUUGGGGACAUUUCCAUCUCAACGGGGACCGGACUACCCGCGGGAAUGCUGGGUGUGAGUCAGAACCGUUCCAUUGAGAAAGUGACGGAGGCGAUCGUGACUACAUCUCGGCUUGUGGCCGAGGCGGCCAAGACUCUGAUGACCUUGGAGCCACUGAACCCUGACCUCUCGUGUAAUACAUUGCAAAGCCCUUUUUCAAGAUGGCAGACAGGAAUGGAACUCUACCUGGCAAUGAAGUCCACUAAUCUUCGACCAUCCUCGGAGGCUAAUGCUGGAAGAGGUCGGGGGUCGGGGCGAUUCUCAAGCCGACGGCAAACGAAUAAUAAUGAUCCACAAACGCGAUACCCCGUCAGCUUUACGGAAAACGGCGUCGUAGAAAACGAGGAAUUGUUUCUAGUGAACGUACGUCCGCCCAAAGAACAGGGAACGUCAUCUAGACGACGUUUUGUUUUAAACCAGUGGGACACAGUUGGUAGAAUAUACCCUAAAGUGGAAAACAGGGAGACCGUCCUAACUAUUGAAACAAACGAGAUUAUCUGGCCGGGUCUUUCAGCCAGUCCACCAAUAGGGAGACCGGAAAAAAGAUUCUUCCGUAUUGUGACCAAAGAAGAGGAGCCUUUUGUUAACUUUGUGGCCCCUGAUGAGAUCACGGGACAAUGCGGGCAUCAUGCUGUGCCUUGUUUUGUAAACUCGCAUCAUUUGAAAAAAAAGAACUUGACAGACGCAGAUAUAACAAAUGGUACGGUCGAUUAUUGCUGCACGGGUUUUUGCAUAGAAGUUUUGCAGACGCUUGCCGAAAAAAUGAAUUUUGAAUUUGUCAUCUAUGAAGUCCCAGACGGUCAAUGGGGCAUCCCAGAUGAAAACGGCACUUGGAACGGCUUAGUGAAGGAGAUCUUAGAUGACAAGGCUGACAUGAUAUUAACGGCGUUUGUCAUAAAUAAGGUCCGUAACACCGCGAUUGACCUCAGUUCUCCGUUUCUAGAAUCAGGCAUUACGAUUAUGGUGUCCAUUAGGAAAGGCGCCAUAUCUCCAUAUGCGUUUCUUGAGCCAUACGAUUUCUACUCUUGGAUUCUGAUCCUUAUUUUUAGUGUACACGCCACAGGGGCCUCCAUAUUCAUAUUUGAAUGGCUAAGUCCUUCUGGGCUCGACCAGGGAAAGACAUCAACAGUAGAGCAUAAAUUCUCCCUAUUCCGAUCAUUUUGGCUUAUCUGGGCAAUGUUAUUUGGAGCGGCAGUCUCCAUCGAUGUCCCCAGGGGAGGUUCUAGUCGUUUCCUUGCCAAUGUGUGGGCUUUAUUUGCCCUUGUUUUCCUGGCUAGCUACACUGCCAAUCUUGCUGCGUUCAUGAUUACCAUUGAUGAGUACUACAAUUUGUCUGGCAUCGAAGACUGGCGGCUUCUGCACCCAACAAAAUUGACACCGCAUUUCAAAUUUUCUACUAUAAGAAAUAGCAGUACAGAUGUGAACUUACAAAUAACAUAUCCAAGAAUGCAUAAAUACAUGACCAAAUAUAGUCAGCCAGAUGUUUCAACAGCGAAACAGAAUCUUAAGAAUCAUUCUAUUCAUGCGUUUAUAUACGACGCUAACGUGCUGGAGUUCGUGGCUGGUAGGGACGAAGACUGCGCUUUGCUCACGGUGGGACGGUGGUACGCAAUGUCCGGCUACGGGGUGGGCGUGAAGAGAGGCUCUCCUCUCAGAGAGGAAGUCAAUGAAAUCAUUCUCAAUAUGCAACAUGCUGGUGAAAUUGAGAGGAUGCAGGCAUUUUGGUUGUCCGGAGCAUGCCAUGCUAAAAAGGACAAGAAAAAUAAGAAGAGCAACAAGAUUGGGAUUUUAAACUUUAUAAGUGCAUUUAUUCUAUUAGCUGCUGGUGUUUUGCUUGGAGUGAUUCUAUUGAUAUUAGAACAUUUAUAUUUCAAAUCCGGACGAAAGUGUUUAAAGAAAUAUGAUAAAUGCGGAUGCUGUGCGUUAGUUAGUUUAAGUAUGGGUAAAUCGCUGACAUUCGAGCAGUCUGUGAUGGAGGCAAUAGAUAUCCAGAGGAAGCACAAGUGCAAGGAUCCUAUAUGUGAGAUGAAUGUGUGGCAGGCUCGCCACUCUCUGGACAUGGCUCUGCUCAAGCUCAAGCACAUGCAAUCAGAUCUUGAUGCCGCCCUUGAAAACAGAGCUGCGGCAGCCGAUGGUGAUUCUGCAGCAGAAGCCUCGUGCCCAAAAGCAUUGGCAUUCGAUAUAGGGGAAAACGAAACCGUUAUAUCAUAAACUAUUUGAUUUUGUUUACUUAAGGUAUUCGAUAAACAAGCACGUAAAUCAUAGAUGCUUGGCGGAUAGAUAUAGUUUUUGAAUCAUUUGAAAGCGUUUAAUGUGAAGAAAAAGAAAGAUUUAAAAACAGAGGAAAACAAUUAAAGAAAGAAGCCUUUUUUGGCCUUGAACAAAUCGUGAAAAGGUCAUUUGAAGUCCGAUUUAAGUUGGAGCAAAAAUACAAACUUUAAUAACUUUACGUAUAAAUUAUUCAGCAAGCAACACUUUCAAAUGAUCCCAUAAUUAAACACGGUAACUAACAUUUUGGUUCUCAGAGAACUCACUAAUUUGUUGGUCGUUUGCGUAAAGUUAUUGGUUGAUAUAAUGUUCUGCUUUGUAAAUAACAUUUGUGGGUCUCCAAAUAACGAGACUAAUUAUGAUGGUUUGCCUACAACAUUCACUAUUGUAAAAAAACAUCAAACAGCAGCUUUGGGAAGGAAAAUAAGUUUGUUUAAUCAGUCAUUAUAGAAAUCGUUUUGGAAAUUCAUUUUAAAUUUGAUCAGUUGGUGUAUACAUAGAUUUGGCAUAUUUCUCUCAUUGAAAACUUUGAUAAAAACAAUUGUUAUUUCUAUCUGAAAAGCUACUCAGAAAAUAGAACUAAAUAAAUAGUAUGUUUUUAACAAUAUAAUGUAAAUGUUUAAUGGUUUUAUUGGGUAAUUAAAUUACGUAUUUCAUCCACAUUUUUUCUGACAUAGCUCUUGUAUAACGUUUAUUAUUAGUCGAAUUAAAUACUGCUUCAUUAGAUUUGAUCACACUGGACUGUGAAUAGAAUUGUGCCUGUGUUUCCCAAUCCUUCCCUAAGCAUUAGGUUCAGUUGAAAAGUUACCAUGAAAACGACAUUAAUAUUUCUGAGCGAUUUUAUGGGUGUAGCUCAUUAUUUGUAUCAUGCUCAAACAUAUCAAAAAUAUAAUUGUAAAUUUAUAUUUAAUAUAAAGAUAUGUACAGGCAGUUAUGUAAAAUGUAAAAAAUGUAUUAAGAUAACGCAUAUUGUCGUUAGUCAGUUGUUUGAGACAAAUGUUUUCAGGUAUUUAGGUACCUCAAGAUCUGCAGCCAAUUGUAAACGACUGGUUAUUUCUUUGGUUAAUUUUGCCAAACUGUGUAUUGAUUGGUCAAUUUUGCCAAACUGUGUAUUGAUUGGUCAAUUUUGCCAAACUGUGUAUUGUUUGGUCAAUUUUGCCAAACUGUGUAUUGAUUGGUCAAUUUUGCCAAACUGUGUAUUGAUUAGUCAAUUUUUAUCACAUGAUUCAUCUUAACCAAUGAAAUCAUUUAACUGAGCAAACUUACCAAAAAUACCCUGUGGACAACCUAUCAAUGUAUCAUAACAUUGGCUGCAGUUAACAAUAGUUAAUUCUAUAUCAUAUUCCUUUGACAUUCGUUAAAAUAAUUAAUUGUGUCAUUAAUUAUAUCAUUCUAUUGCCAAGAAGUGCAUGUUACUUUGAUGACUAAACUUCAUAGUUAAGGUUGUGCUGGGAAUGUGUAUUUUUCUAAGGUAUUCGAUGUACACAUAUGUCGUAUUUUUAGGCUAUUGGCUAUAUUGUUAUUUUUUUCAUUCCUGGUGAAUGGUAAUUCACUAGAUUCUUGAAAGGAUUUAAAAUGCGCUGGCUUAUAAGAAUAUGUAAAGUAAGAAAAAUACACCAUUUAAACAGUUAAUUAAGUUGUUUUCGUCUGAAAUUGAGCUUUAAAAGGGUUAUUAUGAAUUGGUCAAAAACGUCUUGGUAACAUUAUUCUCAGAUAUGCCUGUCGAAUGAUUCCAAAAUAAUAUAUACUCAUUAGGCAUUCACAUACGUGUCCAUCAAAUACCUAAAAUGCCGCAUUAUAUAAAUUAUUGUACAGUACCCGGCCAUAUGGGUCUAAGACCUUUUGGAUGAUAAAUAUGUUGUUGUGUUCUGUUCUACAAUCAAUCAUUGAUAUCAUGUAUUUUUUUCGUUAAUUUACAAGUGUUUUUUAAUUGACGUGUUAAAUAUAAUGAAUGCACAUAAUUUGCACUGUUAUUUAACAUUGGAUAAAACACAUGCUGGAAUAUGUUGGCGUUAUGUAAAUACUUGUCUGGAAUAAAACAGAACCGUCCUAUUACACAUAACUGUUCAUAUGUCUUUACUAUUUGAAUGUAUUGGUAUAGUUGAUGAUUGAUUGUGAAGUAUGUUGAAUGUAUUUGUUGUUUUAUGAAAUUGCAAUAAUAAAUUAUUUCAAGAUUAA